Molecule: messenger RNA, 294 nt
Organism: Penicillium verrucosum
Lineage: Eukaryota; Fungi; Ascomycota; Eurotiomycetes; Eurotiales; Aspergillaceae
Exons: 2
Coding region: 1-294 (97 amino acids)
Source: RefSeq, a predicted model, not a curated record
AUGGGUAUCGGUCCCGGCAGUCUGAGCACAGCCGCUACGCAAGCCGCCGAGGAUCUCCAUGGAAAAGGUGUUGUCACUGUUGCAUCGCUCCGUCCCUUCUUUGGCGCAGUGGUUCCCAGCCCCGAGCCUGGAAAUAUUUCUGGCUUCUUGCAUGGCGAGCAGUCCCGUAUUCAGCUCCAGUUGGCUCUUGCAUCAGGCUUCGAGUUUACUGAGAUUCGCAGGAUCUUCGAGGGCGAAAUUCGGAAAGCUGUCUUCAACUCUGUCACGACCUACUAUAACGCCACAGGUGUCUAA